AUGCGCCGGUAUAACAGCAAUAAGUCGGUAUCGGGCGUGAGCAGGUCAAAGUCCACCAAGUCGACCUGCUCGUUCCGUUCUGCCAUAGAGAGGCUGGAGCAUAUCGAUCCUGCCAUCGCCGACAGAGAUGCUCACCUCGCUGCUACUCUCUCUUUCUCCCGUUCUAGCCAGCCUCUUGCUCCUGGCACGGUUGCUUCUGCUUCUGUGUCUCGUCAUCCCCUUCAUCGGUCUCAAACCGAGUACUCGGGAGAUACCGAGAACUACUACGGAGCGGAGACAGCGGACGGCAAGUAUGAUGAGAACGGACUACGGCGUCAGAAGAGCGUACGGUUCGCCAAGCCUACUCAGAAACCAGAUGCCGGUGUUGUGCGCCGUCGAAGUGUUCUCGGCCGCGUCGAGAACCAGCAAAACAGCCCAAAUCAGUCCAAGGCGGGUACCGCUCCCUAUGUCAGCUCGUACACCGCAAGCUACAUCGAGUCUCUGCCGCCUGUAGAGGCGUAUAUACCUACAGAGGAGCGUUCGUCCGUUUCUUCCUCUCGCGGGAAGUUGCGCAAGUCAAGGUCCAUGUUUGCUCCCACUGCCCAGACGCCUGAUGCCGAAUACUAUUUCAGCAACUCACCUGAGCAAGAGAACCCAAGGCCUGCAUUGAGACGCAAGUCAUUGCAGAAUAUCAAAGACGCCAAGUCGCCCAAGAAGCAUCGGAGCCUGAGAGCCCCGAAGUCCAUGAGCUUCCUGAAAACCGGCACAAUGAAUACGCAGCCGGGUGUUCGAGCAAAUCACCACGCCAAGGGGAAGGAUGUGCGCGGUAAAUUCAGCAAGACUAGUGCCAACGACGAAGGCCAACUGCAUCUCAAGAGCCGGUCUUCUGGGAUAUUUUCCUCCAACAUGGAGGGCAUGCGCCACUCUAUGAGGAACGCAUCCACGAACACCCUGGUAGUGCCCAAACAGAGUGGCUCUCUCCGCAAAAAGGCGCGCAAAGUUUCCAACGGGCUUCGGACCAAGUUGAAGUCAUUCUUUCGUCGUAGCAAGGACGAUGAGAUGGAAGAAGACGAGGUUCCAACCACUUCCAACGAACAUGGAGGCCGGGGCGCCGAAGCUGGCGGAGACGCCGAAGACGACGACGCCUACAUGGAAAUCGGUGAUCCAGUGGCGGACGAAUGCUCCAUAUCACAAGUACCUUCACGUGUGCCUUCACUUCACAACGCCUCCUCAGCUCAACAACUUCGGUCUCGCCAAGGCAGCAUAGAAAGCAUCGACAGCGGAAGGAAGGUCUCGGACGACAAGUCGCGAGUUACCAGUUGGACAAAUUCAGAUACAUAUACCCUCAACAGCCAAGUUACCUGGAACGGAGAGAAGGAUAGGCAGCGACUUUCGGUGAUCAAAGAGAUUGGGCCCCAUGUUUCAUCCUCAUCCUUCCGUCGGCCUGCAUUGAACGGCACCAAUCCGUUCGAGUUCGAAGCGAUGUCUCCAGAAAAGAAGCUUGAACGAUCCGGCGCUGCCCCGGCAGUAGACAGCCAGAGAGUCUUUUCGGCAUUGAUGGGUCGGCUGAAUGAGGUAAAGGAGAAGGAGAAUCUGCGACGACAAGCCCUGAGACAGGCCAGUGUCGACGAUUUUGGGACGAUCAGAUGCGUACAGCCAGAGGACGACGUUUUCCAGGACAGUCGGCCAGAAAAAAUCCCUGAAACUGGCAUUCCUGAUACGGAGGACGAGAACGCAUCGACUACAGGAAGCGUGAUUCACCGCCCCCAGCGAUCUGAAUCCGGCAGCACGCUAUAUAAAGCGUACCCAGCACCUACCGCAGGUGAUGAGAAGGAGAAUGAGCCAACUGUGGCAUCGGAAUCGACUAAGGACGUUCCAACUGCUCCCAAGGCUUUGUCGACUCGAAGGUCCGCCUUUUUCGGGAGCCCUACGUGCCACCUAUUCCGCACCACAAGCCCAUAUCGUCGAGCCCUGCAAAAGUCGAUGCAGGAAACUUCUGAGGUCUCGACACAAAUUCGGUCGCCGACGCUGUCAACUCUGAACUUGGACCUGGUUAGCACAAGGCGCCAUCCAAGUCUUUCCGUCGAAGAUCCACGUGUCGCCUACUCGGAGAGCAUCUACUCGGACCAAUACCUCUCGCCGAAGGGCAAUCCUCCAGCAUUGGCUAAGAUCGUGACUGGUUCGCUUCGAUCACGGCGUCCAAGCAACAGCUCAUCGGGGAAACAUUCACGUCUGACAUACUCUAAGAGCUUCGACUCAAAUCUCCCGGUUGAGCGCGAUACGGACACGAACACCAUCUCCAGCAAACGUCAUGAGAGAUCCGGCUCUUACAAUGCGCCGCGAGCCCCGUUGGUAUACACACCGACCAUGCCAACAGAUCACACGCGAACAGCCUCGUAUGCAAGCUCUGUGGAGUGGAAGACGUACUUAUCCGCCAACAUAUCCAAGGCUGAUUUGCACGCACCGGCUGCCGCCAAAGGGUUGAGCGAGGUUCGAUACGCAAAACCAAGCAUGCCAAGAACGGGACACGUGCGUGAGGGAGCACAAAUCGACGAUGAUUCUCCCAUAUCCUACAAACCAACUGGUCUCGAGAGACCCAUCAGGUACCACACACCACUGCGCACUACGAGUCACAACCGCCAGUUCUCGUCUGCAAGCCGUGCUGAAGGCGGAGCUCAAGCGAAGCUUUCAACUUCUAGCAGAGAUGAGAAUACGGUUCCCUAUUCCGAUGGUCGGGUAUCGAGUCGCGUCCGCGGGAUGUACGGACCUCCUCCGAUUCCACCAAGGAGUUCGCUGAGAACCGUGCCUUCGAUGCCUUUGCUUCAGACGCGAAUGUCACAGAGCAACAUUCCCAUCAAGUCGCCGAAGCGAAAGAUGCGCAGCGUGGACAACAUGGCUGAGGUCAAGCCAGUCGAGAACCAGCAAAAGCCGAAGACACGGUCGCCUAUGAAGUUGGUCAGACGGGCUGGUCUGCGUAACGGUAUCAAGCCAUCGCUCUCCAGUCCAGGGCUCGCCAUGACUGUGGAGCGCCAGUUUGGCCCCAUGCUCCUCAGCGACCAGAUAGGAAGGGGUUCGCCUGAGGAGAAAUGGCAAAAUAGGAGCGAUCGCCGUCUCUUAGAUCCCAGCGACAGUGCAGACUAUUCAGACACCACCAGCUCCGAAGACUGGAGGGCUCAGAAGCUUGGCAGUCAGCAGAUGGUUGAUAAUUUUCUCAGUGGCAAGCGUAGAUUGCAUGGCAGGAGCGAAGAAUCGAGAGUGUUCUUGUGA
Messenger RNA from Colletotrichum karsti, 3246 nucleotides. RefSeq lists its product as uncharacterized. Bases 1 to 3246 code for a protein of 1081 amino acids. NCBI's taxonomy places the organism in Eukaryota, Fungi, Ascomycota, Sordariomycetes, Glomerellales, Glomerellaceae. The transcript has a single exon. The record is from RefSeq and is a predicted model, not a curated record.